AUGCAGUUCAUGUUCAAUAUAUUUUUCAUAUUGGUUUUGGAAGAAUUUCUUCUAACAAAAAUUAUUUCAACUCAAACGGAUUCAAUUGUUGAUUUAUAUAAGAAGAUCAGUGAAAAAGGUUCGUUAGUUGAUGGAUUAUCACUUAAUAAUCAAGCACAAAUAAAACUUAAAACUAUUAAUACAAUUCGAUUAUUAUCAUUAACAUCAAUAUCAAUGAAUAAUUCGCGAUUAUUAUUUAAUAUUAGUUUGGAUAAAAUUCAAAUAAAUGAAGAAGUUAAAUUAAUUGAAUUUCGUUUGAAAUUAAAAUCGAAAAUAAAUAAAAAAAAAUUAUUCUUAAUUAUAAAAAAUGAUAUUUCUAAGAAGAAAAAAAGAUUUCGUCCAAUGAUUAUUUCAAAAGAUGAAAGUGAAUAUCUUUCAUAUGAUUUAACGGAUUAUUUAAUACAUAAUUCAUCAAAACAAAUAUUAAUAAUUCGACGACAAUUAUGGAUAAGAAAAUAUCUUGAAGAAGCAUCUCUUGUUAUUUAUUCACGUACACCUGGUGGUUUUAUUCUUCCAUCAUCAUCAUCAAAUAUAAGAACAAAACGAACAAUUAAACAAAUAACAACUGGUCCUUGUUCAAGACAUGAUCUAUUCGUUGAUUUUGAUCAAUUAUCAUUCGGUGCAUGGGUUGUUGAACCAAAAAAAUUCAAUGCUGGUAUAUGUCGUGGUGAUUGUCCAAAUCCAUUAUCACGUUUAUAUUAUCCAACAAAUCAUGCAAUGUUAUUAAGUCUAUUACAUGAACGAGGUAAUUCUAUUCAACAACCAUCUUGUGUACCUGUUCGUCUUCGAUCACUUGAUUUACUUUAUUAUGAUCAUCGAGAAUUAAUUAUUAAACGACAUCAAGGAAUGCAAGUUGUAGAAUGUGGUUGUCGAUAA
Messenger RNA from Adineta steineri, 915 nucleotides. The record is from the annotation of a GenBank genome assembly. Lineage: Eukaryota; Metazoa; Rotifera; Eurotatoria; Adinetida; Adinetidae.